Molecule: messenger RNA, 846 nt
Organism: Orbicella faveolata
Lineage: Eukaryota; Metazoa; Cnidaria; Anthozoa; Scleractinia; Merulinidae
Product: kelch-like protein diablo
Source: RefSeq, a predicted model, not a curated record
AUGAUUCUAGAUCAUGACUGUAGCCACAAUCCAGCUCAAUGCAGGGAUAAAGUUUACAUUCCUUGUAGCAAAUCGGAUAACCAGGGGGCAUGUUUAAUGGAAUUCUACAUACCUACUACCAACUCCUACAGUACAGUUAAACUGGGAACAACUUUUACUUGUACCACAGUUUUGAAGGGCUUCCUUUAUGCUACUUGUGAAGACUUCACUCAGGAUAGGGGGAUAUACAGGUAUGAUCCCGAGAAGAAUUUCUGUGAUAAACUAAAGGCACAACCCACCUUUCGGUAUAAAACAUGUUUUGUUUCUGAUGAACAGUACUUGUACACCAUAGGUGGUACAUCAUCUGGACAGUACCGGUCCACAACGGAAAGGUUUGAUCCAAGUGCUAAUGAGUGGGAAGAAGUUGCACCUAUCAAUCAAGCAAGAUGCUGUGCUUUUGGUGCUUCCAUGAAUGGUAAAGUGUACAUAGCAGGUGGUCGACGGAAACAAGGAGAAAUCAGCUCAUGUGAAGUUUACAAUCCAGUUACCAAUGAAUGGCACUUGAUGGCUAGUCUGAGGGAACCUCGGAGGUGUGCAAGCAUGGUACACUAUGAAGGAAGUUUGUAUGUUUUGGGAGGAUUCAAGACUGUUUACCAACCUCGAGCUCGCAACAGGUGGUCAGAAUCAGUGACAUUGUCAGUUGAAAAAUUUCAUUCUGAGGAAAAUGAAUGGAUAGAGAAAACAGUUAUACCACUUGAUUGCAUUGAAACAAGCAAGGAGGAAGAUAAAGAGAAGAAUCAAUUUAAAGCUUGCUUUGCAAGACUUUCCAAAGGAGUGAUUGACAAACCUAAACCACUGAACACAUAA